Molecule: messenger RNA, 1514 nt
Organism: Pipistrellus kuhlii (Kuhl's pipistrelle)
Lineage: Eukaryota; Metazoa; Chordata; Mammalia; Chiroptera; Vespertilionidae
Gene: TRAPPC13
Product: trafficking protein particle complex subunit 13
Exons: 13
Coding region: 95-1351 (418 amino acids)
Cellular component (GO): TRAPPIII protein complex
Source: RefSeq, a predicted model, not a curated record
CUGCCUUCCCCAAAGUGCGUUUUUUCUGCUCUCUUCCGGGUUGGAUUGAACCUCCUCAACCCCCGUAGGCUCUCGAUCGAGAGUGCCUGUCCAAAUGGAAGUGAAUCCCCCCAAACAGGAGCACCUGCUGGCUCUGAAAGUGAUGCGGUUGACGAAGCCUACUUUAUUCACCAAUAUUCCAGUAACAUGUGAAGAGAAAGACUUACCUGGAGAUCUCUUUAACCAACUCAUGAGAGAUGAUCCUUCAACUGUAAAUGGUGCAGAAAUUUUAAUGUUGGGAGAAAUGUUGACUUUACCACAGAAUUUCGGGAACAUAUUUUUGGGAGAGACCUUUUCCAGUUAUAUCAGCGUUCAUAAUGAUAGUAAUCAAGUUGUAAAAGAUAUAUUGGUAAAAGCUGAUCUUCAGACAAGCUCUCAGCGUUUAAAUCUUUCUGCCUCCAAUGCUGCAGUGGCUGAACUGAAACCUGAUUGUUGUAUUGAUGAUGUCAUACACCAUGAAGUAAAGGAAAUUGGAACACACAUCUUGGUGUGUGCAGUGAGUUAUACAACUCAGGGCGGAGAAAAAAUGUAUUUUAGAAAAUUCUUCAAAUUUCAGGUUCUCAAACCACUGGAUGUGAAAACCAAAUUUUACAAUGCAGAGAGUGACCUCAGUUCUGUGACCGAUGAAGUAUUUCUCGAAGCCCAGAUUCAGAAUAUUACGACCUCACCCAUGUUUAUGGAGAAAGUUUCAUUAGAGCCAUCUAUAAUGUAUAAUGUAGCAGAAUUAAAUUCAGUCAACCAAGCUGGAGAAUGUGUAACUACGUUUGGGUCAAGAACAUAUUUGCAGCCAAUGGACACACGCCAGUACUUGUAUUGCCUAAAGCCCAAGAAGGAGUUUGCAGAAAAAGCCGGCAUCAUUAAGGGGGUAACAGUAAUUGGGAAAUUGGAUAUAGUGUGGAAAACAAAUCUAGGUGAAAGGGGAAGAUUACAAACCAGCCAACUUCAAAGAAUGGCUCCAGGUUAUGGAGAUGUUAGAUUGUCUUUGGAGGCAAUCCCAGAUACCGUCAUCCUAGAAGAACCUUUUCAUAUUACCUGUAAAAUAACGAACUGCAGCAGUGAAAGGACUAUGGACCUAGUUUUGGAAAUGUGCAAUACCAAUUCUAUCCACUGGUGUGGCAUUUCAGGAAGACAGCUCGGAAAGCUGCAUCCAAGUUCCUCUCUCUGCCUGGCCCUUACUCUACUGUCUUCAGUACAGGGACUGCAAAGCGUCUCCGGCUUAAGACUAACAGACACGUUUUUAAAGAGAACAUAUGAAUAUGAUGACAUCGCACAAGUCUGUGUGGUAUCUUCGGCCACUAAAGUGGAAAGCUGAAGAAAAUUCCCAAUGUUAUGCCUUUCACUGAGUUUCACAGAACUUUCUGUAUUUUUUUUGUCACCUUUGUAUAAUGAUCAAGCCAGCAGUAAAAGGAUGUAUAUGUUAUUUAAAUUUCUUUCCUGUAAAACAGUUAAAAUAUUAAAUAUUUGUUUUGAAAAGA